AGCUGAUGCACAAGGAGCCAAGGUAGCCCCGAAACAGAGGUUCAGCCGUUCCAGGUUCGGCCCGGGCAUUCAUAUAGUUAGAGCUCCGCCCUCAUCGAGGCCCUCUGGACUUCAACAGUGCCCAAAGACCCGCGUACAUGCCGGUCGAAACGGUUCAUUCAACAUGAACCCAACCCCCAACAACCUCCCUCCCAGCCGGGCUAGUCCGGCGAGUAGUCCCCUUCGGAUCGCCAUCCUACUAAACUCAUACCGCUCGCCCUUCAUCAACCAGAUCCGGGACUCGUACAUCCGGUGCAUCGGCGCCGUCACGGCCCGCGACAACAACAACAACGACAACGGCAACAACAAUGACAACGACCACAACGACAACCACGCCGCCGAGCCCGUCCCCGUGGCCCCCGUGCUCUCCUUCUUCUACCCGGCCGAGCAGGCGGACGACUUCCCGGACCCGGCGGCAUUCGACCUGAUCGUCGUCGGCGGGAGCAACGCCGACCCGCGGAAGCGGCACCCGUGGAUCCUGCGCGUGCACCAGUUCAUCCUGGACGUGGUGGCGCACCACCCGCGCAAGAAGAUCUGCGGCAUCUGCUGGGGCCACCAGACCAUCUCGCUGCUGUUUGGCGGCGAGAUUGUGGAUAUGGAGACGCCCGAGCUGGGCGUGACAGAAGCGAAGUUGACCCCCGCGGGCCGGCGCUUCUUUUCGCGACCGAGCAGCGGCAGCGGGGUGCUCCUGCUACAGCAGCACCACCGCCGCGCCGUGGCGUCGCCCCCGAGGGGGUUCUACGAGCUGCUGGUCGGGAACCAGUGCUUUCUGAGCCAUAAUAACGCCAUCCUGACGUUUCAGGGGCAUCCCGAAAAGGAUGCGCAGUGCGCCAAGCUGAGGAUACGCGACGCCACGCGGUGGUUUGGCAUCGAUCCGGACGAUAAAGUCGGCCUGGCGUAUUUUGAGAGGGCUAUGGAGCGGCCGGACGACAGUGCCGAAAUCUGGGCGAGGAUACUGGAGUGGGCUGGGGAGAAGCACCCGAGCCAUGAAGUCCGGUUGUGACAUAGGCGUGAGAAAUCAACAUAGAAAACCAAGCAAUAAACAUUCUGAUCAGCAAGUAUUGUAUUGCUGCGUGGAACACGGCACAUCCAGAC
Messenger RNA from Chaetomium strumarium, 1134 nucleotides. RefSeq names its product class I glutamine amidotransferase-like protein. The record is from RefSeq and is a predicted model, not a curated record. The transcript is spliced from 2 exons. Gene Ontology annotation, cellular component: cytosol; nucleus. The coding region runs from base 164 to 1042 and encodes 292 amino acids. NCBI's taxonomy places the organism in Eukaryota, Fungi, Ascomycota, Sordariomycetes, Sordariales, Chaetomiaceae.